Molecule: messenger RNA, 818 nt
Organism: Olea europaea var. sylvestris
Lineage: Eukaryota; Viridiplantae; Streptophyta; Magnoliopsida; Lamiales; Oleaceae
Product: protein CURVATURE THYLAKOID 1D, chloroplastic
Exons: 5
Coding region: 66-659 (197 amino acids)
Cellular component (GO): thylakoid; chloroplast thylakoid membrane
Source: RefSeq, a predicted model, not a curated record
UCCAAACCCUAAUUUUCAUUCUAGAACCCUUACCCGAAACACAGUAAACCAGUGAACACCAAGAAAUGGAGCUGUGCGCAAUUCGAGCCAUCUCGAACCUUCCUAUACCACACCAUAAGUCAAUCAAUCCAGUCCACACUCAGUCCCGUUACUGUACACUUCUCAAGCAAAAUCGCUUGAACUUGGGAUUGCGAUGCUAUAAAAGUUCAUCUCCGACAUCAGAGGAAACUUCAGUUGAAGCACCCUCUUAUGUUAAAGAUGAGACCGAUUGUGCGAUAACUGUUGAAGAAGUUCGACCGGUUGAAAAUAAUGAAGAGUACAGUCUAGCAACUCAGAGCAAUGAAAAGCCACAAGAAGAUUCUUUGUUGGAUAACCCAAUGAAGGUGUUCGAGUUCUUGGAGAAACUCGAUUUCGACUCUGAUGAUACAUAUUCACUUCUUGCAUUUGGAGGUGGUGCACUGGUUGCAGUUUGGCUGGCAUCUGCUGUCGUUGGUGCUAUCGAUUCUAUUCCAGUGUUUCCUAAAGUGUUGGAGCUUGUUGGUCUUGGAUACACGCUCUGGUUCAGUACGCGCUAUCUAAUUUUCAAGGAAAAUCGGGCAGAAUUGGUUGCUAAAAUUGAACAAAUCAAGGAUCAGGUUAUCGGUCCGGAGGAUGACUGAUGUAGAAUUGUAGAUUUCUGGAUUGAUAUUACAUAAAGCAACUGUAAUGAUACAUAGAGGUUUCUUAUCAUGAAUAGGUAUUUUAGAUCAUGCAUCUUCUUUUGUACAAAUCCGAGUUCAAAUUGAUUCAAAUUUAGGUCGUUUUUUGGCAAGUUUUCA